GGAAUAUCAAACAAAUGAUUAAGUUGACACAGGAACAUAUAGAGGCGCUAUUGGACAAAUUUGGUGGGGAGCAUAAUCCACCAUCAAUAUAUCUGGAGGCCUAUGAAGAAUACACCAGCAAGCUAGAUGCCCUCCAACAAAGAGAACAACAGUUAUUGGAAUCCCUGGGGAAUGGAACUGAUUUUUCUGUUUCUAGCUCUGCAUCAACGGACACCGUUACAUCUUCUUCCUCUUCUAGCCUUUCAGUGCUACCUUCAUCUCUUUCAGUUUUUCAAAAUCCCACAGAUGUGUCACGGAGCAACCCUAAGUCACCACAGAAACCUAUUGUUAGAGUCUUCCUGCCCAACAAACAGAGGACAGUGGUACCUGCAAGGUGUGGAGUUACAGUCCGGGACAGUCUAAAGAAAGCCUUGAUGAUGAGAGGUCUAAUCCCAGAGUGCUGUGCUGUUUACAGAAUUCAGGAUGGAGAGAAGAAACCAAUUGGAUGGGACACUGAUAUUUCCUGGCUUACUGGAGAGGAAUUGCAUGUCGAAGUAUUGGAAAAUGUUCCACUUACAACACACAACUUUGUACGGAAAACUUUUUUCACCUUAGCAUUUUGUGACUUUUGUCGAAAGCUGCUUUUCCAGGGUUUCCGCUGUCAAACAUGUGGUUAUAAAUUUCACCAGCGUUGUAGUACAGAGGUUCCACUGAUGUGUGUUAAUUAUGACCAACUUGAUUUGCUGUUUGUCUCCAAGUUUUUUGAACACCACCCAAUACCACAGGAGGAGGCCUCCUUUGCAGAGACUACCCUUACAUCUGGAUCAUCCCCUUCCACAUACUCCUCUGAUUCUUUUGGGCCCCAAAUGCUCACCAGUCCGUCUCCUUCAAAAUCCAUUCCAAUUCCACAGCCUUUCCGACCAGCAGAUGAAGAUCAUCGAAAUCAGUUUGGACAACGAGAUCGGUCCUCAUCGGCUCCAAAUGUGCAUAUAAACACAAUAGAACCUGUCAAUAUUGAUGAAAAAUUCCCAGAAGUGGAAUUACAGGAUCAAAGGGACUUGAUUAGAGACCAAGGGUUUCGUAGUGAUGGAGCCCCUUUGAACCAGCUGAUGCGCUGUCUUCGGAAAUACCAAUCCCGGACUCCCAGUCCCCUCCUACAUUCUGUCCCCAGUGAAAUAGUGUUUGAUUUUGAGCCUGGCCCAGUGUUCAGAGGGUCAACUACAGGUUUAUCUGCCACCCCCCCUGCCUCAUUACCUGGCUCACUCACUAAUGUGAAAGCAUUACAGAAAUCUCCAGGACCUCAGCGGGAAAGAAAAUCAUCUUCAUCCUCAGAAGACAGGAAUCGAAUGAAAACACUUGGUAGACGGGAUUCAAGUGACGAUUGGGAGAUUCCUGAUGGGCAGAUCACAGUAGGACAGAGAAUUGGUUCCGGGUCAUUUGGGACAGUCUACAAGGGGAAGUGGCAUGGUGAUGUGGCAGUGAAAAUGUUGAAUGUGACAGCACCUACACCUCAGCAGUUACAGGCCUUCAAGAAUGAAGUAGGAGUACUCAGGAAAACUCGACAUGUAAAUAUUCUACUCUUCAUGGGCUAUUCAACAAAGCCACAACUGGCUAUUGUUACCCAGUGGUGUGAGGGCUCCAGCUUAUAUCACCAUCUCCACAUCAUUGAGACCAAAUUUGAGAUGAUCAAACUUAUAGAUAUUGCACGGCAGACUGCACAGGGCAUGGAUUACUUACACGCCAAGUCAAUCAUCCACAGAGACCUCAAGAGUAAUAAUAUUUUUCUUCAUGAAGACCUCACUGUAAAAAUAGGUGACUUUGGGCUAGCCACAGUGAAAUCUCGAUGGAGUGGGUCCCAUCAGUUUGAACAGUUGUCUGGAUCCAUUCUGUGGAUGGCACCAGAAGUAAUCAGAAUGCAAGACAAAAACCCUUAUAGCUUUCAGUCAGAUGUAUAUGCAUUUGGGAUUGUUCUGUAUGAAUUGAUGACUGGACAGUUACCUUAUUCAAACAUCAACAACAGGGACCAGAUAAUUUUUAUGGUGGGACGAGGAUAUCUAUCUCCAGAUCUCAGUAAGGUACGAAGUAACUGUCCAAAAGCCAUGAAGAGAUUAAUGGCAGAAUGCCUAAAAAAGAAAAGAGAUGAGAGACCACUCUUUCCCCAAAUUCUCGCCUCUAUUGAGCUGUUGGCCCGCUCAUUGCCAAAAAUUCACCGCAGUGCAUCAGAACCCUCCUUGAAUCGGGCUGGCUUCCAAACAGAGGAUUUUAGUCUAUAUGCUUGUGCUUCUCCAAAAACACCCAUCCAGGCAGGGGGAUAUGGAGAAUUUGCAGCCUUCAAGUAGCCACACCAUCAUGGCAGCAUCUACCCUUAUUUCUUAAGUCUUGUGUUCGUACAGUUUGUUAACAUCAAACACAGUUCUGUUCCUCAGAUCCUUUUUUAAAGAAAUGAAAUUUUCAAUUCAUAAGCUGAUGUGGAACAGAAUGGAAAUUCCCAUCCAAGAAAAGAGGGAAGAAUGUUUUAGGAACCAGAAUUCUCUGCUGCCAGUGUUUCUUCUUCAACACAAACACCACGUGCAUACAAGUCUGCCCAGUCCCAGGAAGACGAGAGACCCUGAGUUCUGGCCUUUUGAUGGUCAGGCAUGAUGGAAAGACACUGCUGCUACAGCUUGGGAGAUUGGCUCUGGAGUCUGCCGGUCGACUGUGCCCUUCUAACCACCAGAUCAAUGUGUGGCUGAUCAUCUGAUGGGGCAGUUGCAAUCACCAAGCAUCGUUCUCUUUCCUGUUCUGGGAGUCUGUUGUGGAGCUCUUUCCCCUAGCCACCACUGGUUAAUUUCUGAGGGACGGAACAAAAAUGCAGCAUGCCCUACCUGUGUGGUGCACGUUCAGUCCUUGACUCAUUUUUAUUAAAAUGAAGCUAUUUUAUUUAAGUGGAGAAUGAGAGGGAGACAGAGCUACGUUUCGGUGCAGAGGAAAAGGGAAUGCUGCAUCUUUUUCCUGACCUCCUGGGUUUCUGGCCUUCUGUUUCCUUGCUCACUGAGGGUGUCUGCCUACCCACGCAGGCUGGAAAGUGCUGGCACACAUUGCCUUCUUUGUUCAUUGGGUCCAGCAAUGAAGAGAAGUGUCUGGGGUUUUUUCCCUCCACAAUAUAGCAAGUUCUCAGGAAAAUCUUCCUCCUAAGCUCUUCCAGUCACCAAGUAAUUAUGUGGCUACUUUGCCCAAGGCACAAAAAUGCCAUGGUGGUAUUUAGUUAAAAGCCUACAGAACUGCUUGAUAACAGUUUUGAAUGUGAGACAUUUAUGUAAUUUAAAUGUAAGGUACAAGUUUUAAUUUCUGAGUUUCUUCUAUUAUAUUUUUAUUAAAAAAAAUAAUUUUCAGAUUUAAUUGAAUUGGAAUAAAACAACACUUCCCAUUAGAAUUAUAUAUCCUGAAAAAUUGUAUUUUUGUUAUAUAAACAACUUUUAAAGAAAAAUCAUUAUCCUUCCUCUACCUAAACAUGGGGAAUCUUAGCAUAUGACAGAUAUUUAUAAUUUUUAAAUUAAUGGUACUUGCUGGAUCCACACUAACAUCUUUGCUAAUAUCUCAUUGUUUCUUCCAGUUUACUCUUACACUACAUCCUCAUUUUCUUUUACCUAGAAUAUACAACCUAAAAUAAAAAUGGUGGUGUCUCCAUUCAUUCUUCUUUUUCCUUUUUUCCCAAGCCUGGUCUUCAAAAGGUUGGGUAAUUUGGCAGCUGAGUUCCCCAAGCAGAUAAUAGAGCAAUUUUAGGUGUAUUGGGACUGAGAGAGUAUGUGUGAAGCCUAACGUCAAUUGUUUUUACAGAAAGAGCUGCUGUGAUAUUAAGAACCUCAUUCCUUUUCUUUAUAUAAAUGGAAAAUAUAACCUAGCCAUAGCUUCCUUUGGCAUUUACUAAAGAGUGGUGUAAGUCACGGUAGUAGCAAAGAAAGUGACUCUGGACAUAUUAAUGGCAAAUACCUCCCUUAUCAUGGAUCUAGAAUCUCUUACUGGAUUUGGGAAUGUAAAUCAAAUCAAAUGUACUUAGCCCAACCAAACUAGGUAGCCAAGGAUCUGAGAGAAAUUGGAUAGGACUAUAAAAUAAAGCAGGGAAUUAGAAAUUAUUAUUUUAAAAUUUCAAAUUGUAACUCACCCUGCUAUCUUUCAGCCUAUUAACACUCACUGCCAUUAGAUUUUUGCUAAAAUACCUGUAUUCACAGGAAAAUUCCACGGACGUGUAAAAGGUUGUCCCAGUAGAAUGGAAAGUAUACUGAAGCUAUUAGUGAAUUUGAAAAUCAAUGUGUUCUUAAGUCUUACAUGAGCAGAGCAGUAUCUUAACAAAAUUCAGAAAUUACAAAGAUGUAAAAUGGUUCAUGCUCAUUUGAAGAGCAUCUUGUAUGUAUAAUGCUGCCUCUUUUAAAAGCAUUGUCUAUUUUUCUUUCUAAAUAUGCUGCCAUGGAUGCUUUUAAACAUGCUUGUGUUCCCUGUACCAAGAUUGCAGAGAGCUGGUCUUAAACUAUAGGCAUGUCUGCUCAGCAGGUAGAGCUGCUAGAGGCUCAGGUGCGGGACUGCCUGGAUGGCUGGAGCAGCACAGGACCUAGUUCUGGAGGAAGCUUGGCAUUGGGGUUUUCCAAACACUGUUCAAGGUGAUACACUUUUUUCUUCUCUUUCUUUUUAGAAAAGGUUGCUAUCUCAUUUGAAAAGGAGAAACAGACUCUAUCUCAAAUCUGUGCCCAGAAGCCAGGCUCGUGGUAUUAUUGAGAAAUUUUUAUAGAGCCCUUACAAAAUAAAAUUUGAAAAUUUCCCUUUUCCUUUUUUCCAUCAAGUUGUUUUUUCUCUAGUUUACAAUUGACAUGAAAAAGGGGUUUCCCUCUGAGUUUCACUUUCUUUACUGUCCGAUGGUUAACUACAGAUAGACUUGCUGAGCUCCUAAGAAAUACAAGGAAGAACUCCUUGACGUGCAAAGCACUUUAUGAGUAAUUGAAUGGAUAACAUGUGGCUGCUUCACUGAUUAUUUCCCAAGGCGGUAACUAUCUGUCUUUUCCGUAAAGUGCUGCAGUGCCUUCCGUGGGGCCUUUUAUUUUGGGUAAGGAGAGGUGAAGCCUGAAAAAUUUGAGAGUAACCAUAAAAGAUUGUUUUAAUCCUGA
Myotis brandtii (Brandt's bat) is the source of this 5114-nucleotide messenger RNA. RefSeq names its product B-Raf proto-oncogene, serine/threonine kinase (gene BRAF). The transcript has 20 exons. Gene Ontology annotation, molecular function: protein kinase activity; ATP binding. Gene Ontology annotation, cellular component: plasma membrane; mitochondrion; cytosol. Lineage: Eukaryota; Metazoa; Chordata; Mammalia; Chiroptera; Vespertilionidae. The coding region runs from base 15 to 2318 and encodes 767 amino acids. Gene Ontology annotation, biological process: signal transduction; protein phosphorylation. The record is from RefSeq and is a predicted model, not a curated record.